Argiope bruennichi is the source of this 1245-nucleotide messenger RNA. It is a transcript of the gene mora, whose product is annotated as cysteine and histidine-rich domain-containing protein 1-like. The record is from RefSeq and is a predicted model, not a curated record. The transcript is spliced from 10 exons. Lineage: Eukaryota; Metazoa; Arthropoda; Arachnida; Araneae; Araneidae. Bases 145 to 1119 code for a protein of 324 amino acids.
UUCUGUAUUCUCGUGUUCAGCGACGGUGUUUUCGGGUUAUCGUGUAUAAUUUUUCUUGUUUAUUUUGAUAGUUUUUCUUUCAGGAAAAUAGUGGACGAAUAUGUGAGAAAUUUUUUCGUUCAUCAUUAAGUUUCUGUGGACAGAAUGUCUGGAGACGGAAAGCUACAGUGUUACAACAGAGCUUGUGGACAGAUGUUUGAUCCAGAUAAUAAUAAAGAAGAUUCUUGUCUGCACCAUCCUGGUCUUCCAGUUUUUCAUGAUGCCUACAAGAUAUGGUCUUGUUGCAAUAAGAAAACUACAGAUUUCACUGAAUUCUUAAACAUGAAAGGGUGUACUCAUUCCUAUCAUAGUAACGUGAAACCACCAGAACCUGCUAAGCCAGCCGUAAAAGAAGCCUCUGAAGUUUCAAUUCCUAAACCUCUAGAGCAAAAGCAGAGCCUCCCAAGGCCAGAUGUGAAUGGACCUGUUGAGCCUCUUGCUUACACAGUUGGGGCCUCCCUCAAGCCUAUGCUGGAAAAGAUGCUGAAAGAAAUUACUUUAGAACCUGUUCAAGUUAAUGACUCUGAAAUUCAACUAAAUACUCCUUGCCAGAAUAAAGGUUGCCAUGCAGUGUACAAAGGUGAAUAUUCUAAUGCAGAAACAUGCUUGUAUCAUUCUGGUAUUCCAGUAUUUCAUGAAGGCAUGAAAUAUUGGUCUUGCUGUGUGAAGAGAACGACAGACUUCAAUAGCUUUUUGGAACAGGUUGGCUGUUCAACUGGCAAACAUAAGUGGCAUAAAGAUAAAAAUGUCGAGAAUAAAGUGAAGUGCAGAUAUGACUGGCAUCAAACUGGGGGUUUUGUCAUUAUUUCUGUGUAUUCCAAAUGUCCAUUACCUGAUUUAUCUUAUGUUGAGUCAAAUGCUGUGAAGCUCCAUAUACAUAUUACCUUUGGAAAAGACAAAGAAAUAUUUGAUGAGGAAAUGAUUUUGUUUGGUAUAAUCGACCCUUCAGCCAGCAACGUCACCUACCUGGGUAGCAAAGUUGAAAUCAAACUGAAGAAAGCGGAGCCCAUCAGCUGGACAGACCUGAGACUGAAGAAAGACAUCUUGAGCAUCAAUUCUAUGUCAAUACAAGAUAGCUAAUUUAAAUGUUUUGAUGACUUCAAAAACAUCGGCAAUUAUCCUGUUGCUUUUAUUUAUUUAUCAUCCUGUACUUUGUGUUAAGUUUUUUACUUGUUUUUGGUGAACAUAAAGUAUUUUAUUGCUGAA